Molecule: messenger RNA, 1836 nt
Organism: Metarhizium album ARSEF 1941
Lineage: Eukaryota; Fungi; Ascomycota; Sordariomycetes; Hypocreales; Clavicipitaceae
Product: SH3 domain protein
Exons: 2
Coding region: 1-1836 (611 amino acids)
Molecular function (GO): protein binding
Source: RefSeq, a predicted model, not a curated record
AUGGACGACCUUUUUCGUAACCCGUUUGGGGACGACAACCGUAACAAAAACGAGAAAAGCAAUGCCCAACGAGAUACAGGCGGAGGCAAUGGACCAACACUCAUUCGUACUAUUUACAAGACUAUGGCGCCAACCUUCGAAGGACCGAUUGCCGGCUACUCGACCAUUACCGAAGACUCCCAUCCAGCGCCAACUCGAGCCUCGAGCCCUGCCAACAAACCAGACCCCAAGCCCACACCAUCGACGACACUCGAGCCAAAGCCAAAGGAAAAGGCCUCACUGCCUUCCGUCAUUUACAAGCCUGUCUCGACUGGCUCGGCUGACGAGACCGAGCUCAUCCAGGCCUCCGGAAUUCCCACCCCGACACCGACGAUCGAUCCUGGCGUCCAGCUAACGUCAACGUCAACGUCAACGCCGACGCCAACGCCAACGUUGAACUUUGCUUCCAGCACACCUCCAACCGCUACAACCUCUGCAGCGGUUGCUACAGGGGGCGAUAGUGGUACCAGCGCAGCAGCAAAAGCAGGCAUUGCCUUUGGAGUGUUGGGCGGCGUGUUUCUCGUUGGCUUGGCGGCUUUCUUCUUGUUCAAUCGCCGUCGUCGACAGGCUGCUGAACGAGGCGGUGGCCACGAAGAGAAGUCCUACGCGAAGACCAAUGCCAAUACGUUGGACGCCAUGACUGUUCGAAGUGAUCCUCACGCUCCUCGCAUCAGUCUGCGACCAGUCACUCAAUUUCUGCCUAAUUGGGGCCUGGACAAGCGCACUAGCAAGAAUGCUGGGAUGGCAUGGCACCCUUCAGCGGCGGUUGGAGCGCAUAGUCAGAACAAUGCCAUGUGGGAGCGACCAUCCACUAGUCAGAGCACUCACCCAGCCAACCCCUUUGGAAACCAAGCGGAGCGUGUCCCGGAACCAAGUAUUUACGAACAUGGCGCUGUUUCCCGAAGCGAUCCUCUUACGGCCAAUGGCCCUGCAAUCGCUGGCGGAGCUGCGACUGGUGCAGGGGUUGUUGGACUGACGAGAAAGGCUUCUAUGCGCGACAAAACGCAGCGGAAUAUUGACCUCACCCUCCCCCCAAAACUUGGAUCAAUGCCACCGAGUCCUGCUGGAACCGAGUUCAGUAUGACUUCUGUUGCUCCUGGCGCCCCAAUGCCUCCGUCUAGCGGCGCAGAAGCAAUUGCGGCAGCCGGGGGGCCCUCUAACUCCAAUGUGCACAGGGUUCAGCUCGACUUCAAACCUUCAUUGGACGACGAGAUGGAAUUGAGAGCUGGUGAUCUCGUUCGCCUUCUGCACGAGUACGAUGAUGGAUGGGCUCUUGUCAUCCGCUUGGAUCGGUCCCAGCAGGGCGUCGUUCCGCGAACGUGUCUGUCAACGCGGCCCGUCAAGCCCCGAUCUCCUCAAGGCCAACAACGACUCGGACCUCCUAUCAACCCAAGCGGACAGCACCCAAGAGGCCCCAACCAGCCCCAAGGUCCCGGACAAAGGCCCAUGACGCCACAUGGCCGACCGAUGACUCCUCAAGCCCGACCAAUGACUCCCCAAGCCCGACCAAUGACUCCCCAGGGCAGCAGACCGAUGACUCCCCAAGGCACGACUCCCCAGGCUCGUCCUCGAGUGGGCCAGGGUGCUCCUGGUAUCCCGAGCCCUCGACCUAUGAGCCCGGCAGGACUUCCCCCAAGUCCUGGGCCCCGUCAUGGAAGCUCUGCAAGUCCAGGCGGGAUGAACCGAGCGACGGGACCUGUUGGACCUAGACCUGCUCAGUCACCACCUCCGGGUCCUCCCAAUGGCCCCCCAACUAGACCAAUUGGCAGAAAGCCGGUGCCGGGUCAGGCUUACUGA